Messenger RNA from Lotus japonicus, 1627 nucleotides. Its product is annotated as zinc finger protein ZAT5-like. The record is from RefSeq and is a predicted model, not a curated record. Lineage: Eukaryota; Viridiplantae; Streptophyta; Magnoliopsida; Fabales; Fabaceae. The transcript has a single exon. Bases 420 to 1478 code for a protein of 352 amino acids.
GCUUUGGUUGGCAAAGUGUGAGAAAGAGAGUGUGAGACGGACUCUGUGUUCAACUUCCUCCCUCUCUUCCAAUCUGUUCACACUACCCAAAUUUGGCCACUUUCUGUUAAUUUUCAUUAUUUUUGGUCUCUCUUUUAUUCUUGAAUUGCUAUAUUCUCUCUUUUCAAUUUUCUAAAUUUCCAAUCUCCACUACCCUAUAAAUAAACACCUCCAAAACUUGGAUAUUACAGGGCUGAUUCACAGUCACUGUUGUAUUGGGUGGCUUUUGACUCUCCAGACUUAUUAUAUCCUUCACUACCUAUCUAUAUAUAAAAUCCAACCCCCACUCUUCUUCCUCUGCUUCCUUACAACCCUCUCAUCCUCUGUUUCUCUCUGUUUUCCUCUGUUUUUCUCUGUUUUUCCUCUGUUUCAGAACAACCAUGGAAGCACCAGAGGAACUCUCUUUGGGCUCCAAAGAGCACACCAACAUUGUCAAAGGGAAAAGAACCAAAAGGGUAAGGCCACAAUCUCCUAUCCCUUUCUCCAUCACUGCUAAUUCUUCAACAGGAGAAGAAGGAGAAAAAGAAGAUUGUUACAAUGGUGUUGAUGACAACAACAACAACAACAGCAACAAAGAUGAUGAUGCCAACACCAACACCAAUAACAUUAACACCAGCUCCCCCACCACUUCUUAUGCAGGGUUAUCAUCACAAGAAGAAGAGGAGGACAUGGCCAAUUGCUUGAUCCUUCUGGCUCAAGGACAAGCCAAGGAAUCCCCAAAACACACUCCUCCUGAGGAAGAUGUUGGCAUGAACUACACAAAGUACAGCAGUAGGAAAUUCAUGGAAGCUGCAGCUUUGGAUUCUGGGAAAGCAGGGUUCUAUGUUUAUGAAUGCAAGACAUGUAACAGGACAUUCCCUUCAUUUCAAGCACUUGGUGGACACAGGGCUAGUCACAAGAAGCCUAAGGCCAUGGCUGCUGCUGCAAUGGCCCUUGGAAAUCAAGAGAAAAAGCAACUCUUUUUGUCAUCAGAUGAGGAAGAGUUUCAAUUCAAGGCCAAUAAGUCACUUUCUCUUCAAUUGAAUAGCAGGGGAAAUUUGUACAGCAACAACAACAACAAGUCCAAGGUGCAUGAGUGCUCAAUUUGUGGUGCUGAAUUCACAUCAGGGCAGGCGCUUGGCGGCCAUAUGCGGCGCCACCGGGGACCGGUAGGGACUAACACCACACUUUCCUUGACACCAAUGGUUUUGGAACCAGAACAAGAUCAACCUAGAAAGAAGAGGAAUGUGUUGAAUUUGGAUUUGGAUCUCAACCUGCCUGCACCAGAAGAUGAUCAAAGAGAAUCCAAGUUUGCCUUUGGAUCCAAGCAACAACAACAACAACAUGGACAGAAACAACAGCAACAACAUCAGCAGCAGCAUCAACAACAUCAGCAGCAGCAUCAACAACAAGCAGGUCUUGUCUUUCCCGCCCCAGCUUUGGUGGAUUGUCAUUACUGAGACAAGGUUUUAGAUUGGCAUAAUUCAACAUUAUUAUCCCAAAAUUGGGUUUAUAUGCAAUUUUAGAAAUACAUUUGUUGUCUGAUGAAUCUGAUUCUUUUCUAUACACCUCAAACUUUACAUGAUUAAUUCUUUUGAUUCUUUGUUAA